Erinaceus europaeus (western European hedgehog) is the source of this 1563-nucleotide messenger RNA. It is a transcript of the gene HMG20B, whose product is annotated as high mobility group 20B. Bases 119 to 1087 code for a protein of 322 amino acids. NCBI's taxonomy places the organism in Eukaryota, Metazoa, Chordata, Mammalia, Eulipotyphla, Erinaceidae. Gene Ontology annotation, cellular component: nucleus. Gene Ontology annotation, biological process: regulation of gene expression. The record is from RefSeq and is a predicted model, not a curated record. The transcript is spliced from 10 exons.
AGAAGGCGGGGCGGAGGCGGGGCCGUGCGGAGUGGGCGGGCUACGGGCGGUAGGUUGGAGCGUCGCGGCGGUCCGGAGGUCCGGGAAAGUUUCUUAGGAGGUGCGGCCGGGAUCGGCCAUGUCCCACGGCCCCAGGCAGCCAGGCGGGGCCGCCGCGCCGGCGGGUGCCAAGGUCCCGGGCCAGCAUGGGGGCUUCGUGGUGGCUGUCAAGCAAGAGCGCGGCGAGGGCCCGCGGGCCGGCGAGAAGGGGUCGCACGAGGAAGAGCCGGUGAAGAAGCGCGGCUGGCCCAAAGGCAAGAAGCGGAAGAAGAUCCUGCCCAAUGGGCCCAAGGCCCCGGUCACGGGCUACGUGCGCUUCCUGAACGAGCGGCGGGAGCAGAUCCGCACUCGCCACCCGGACCUGCCGUUCCCUGAGAUCACCAAGAUGCUGGGGGCCGAGUGGAGCAAGCUGCAGCCCGCCGAAAAGCAGCGGUACCUGGACGAGGCGGAGCGCGAGAAGCAGCAGUACAUGAAGGAGCUCCGGGCUUACCAGCAGUCGGAAGCCUAUAAGAUGUGCGCCGAGAAGUUGCAGGAGAAGACGAUCAAGAAAGAGGACUCGGGCUCCGGACUUAUGAACACCCUCUUAAACGGACACAAGGGUGGGGGCUGUGAUGGCUUCUCCACUUUCGACGUCCCCAUCUUCACCGAAGAGUUUUUGGACCAAAACAAAGCGCGGGAAGCAGAGCUGCGGCGCCUGCGGAAGAUGAACGUGGCAUUCGAGGAGCAGAACGCGGUGCUGCAGCGGCACACGCAGAGCAUGAGCAGCGCCCGGGAGCGCCUGGAGCAGGAGCUGGCGCUGGAGGAGCGGCGGACACUUGCUCUGCAGCAGCAGCUCCAGGCCGUGCGCCAGGCGCUCACUGCCAGCUUCGCCUCCCUGCCCGUGCCAGGCACCGGUGAGACGCCCACGCUGAGCACCCUGGACUUCUACAUGGCGCGGCUGCACGGCGCCAUCGAGCGAGACCCAGCGCAGCAUGAGAAGCUCAUCGUCCGCAUCAAGGAGAUCCUGGCCCAGGUCGCUAGGGCCACCUCCUCUCUCCUUUCACAGUGAGCAUCUCUGAGAGGUCCCCCCACCCAGGGAGCCGGAGGACACUCAGCUCUGGGGACCACCCUGGGACUCUGCACCUUGGGGGCUCCAGCCCCUCCCCCCCCAGCUUUCAACCUUCCCUGACACCCUACCCCAUAGCAGCGUGAAAGACACAGAACCCAAGGGUGUGGGGACAUGGAACUGGGGGGGGUAUGGAGCUCAGGACAUGGGGUGCAGUGGAGAAGAGCCAGUGCUGUGAGGCCCAGGGCUCCCCUGGGGUCUCCAACAGGUGACACAAGCCUCCAGGCAGUCACCCAGCAGCGACACCCUCCCUUGAGGGGUGGAGACCUCUGCUUGCCAGAGCAGCCCACUCUCUGUGCCCCAGAACUGGGUGGGGGCUGAUUCUGUCCACCCCAGCUGAGGGACCCAGGUAGGCGUGCGUGCCUCCUUCCCACCCACCGCUCGCUCAAUCCGGACUUUUUAAAUAAAAAUUUAAAAAG